GAGUCUCCCAUCACUAUAAUCCGCCCUUCCAGCGCUAUAAAGCUGAGUGAAUUCUCUUCCUGUCGGUUGGAGUCAGGAGACCGUCGGCGCUUCGCUAAAAACUUAACAUGGGAACCCGAGAUGAUGAGUAUGAUUAUUUAUUUAAAGUGGUGCUCAUCGGAGACUCUGGUGUGGGCAAGAGUAACCUGCUGUCCCGUUUCACGCGCAAUGAGUUCAACCUGGAGAGCAAGAGCACCAUCGGUGUAGAGUUCGCUACUCGAAGCAUCCAAGUGGAUGGCAAAACUAUAAAAGCUCAGAUUUGGGACACAGCAGGACAAGAGCGCUACAGAGCAAUCACGUCAGCGUAUUACCGGGGUGCGGUGGGAGCUCUUCUGGUGUAUGACAUUGCCAAACACCUGACCUAUGAGAAUGUAGAGCGCUGGCUAAAGGAGCUACGUGAUCAUGCGGACAACAACAUCGUCAUCAUGUUAGUGGGCAACAAAAGUGACCUGAGGCACCUCCGAGCCGUGCCCACUGACGAGGCCCGGGCCUUCGCAGAAAAGAACAACCUGUCUUUCAUUGAGACUUCUGCUUUGGACUCAACAAAUGUUGAAGAGGCUUUUAAAAAUAUACUCACAGAGAUCUACCGUAUUGUAUCACAAAAGCAGAUUGCAGACAGGUCUGCACAUGACGAGUCUCCUGGCAACAAUGUGGUGGACAUCAGCGUUCCCCCUACCACUGAUGGGCUGAAAGGCAGCAAAUGUCAGUUCUGCCAGAACCUGUGACCCUGCUCUGUCCUCGCUCCAUGCUGCUUCCUCUUCAGUUCUUCUCACACUCAUUGCUUCUUUGCUGUGUAUUGUGCAACCAUUGCUGCUCUAGCUCUUUCUACUCAUGUUGAGUCUAGAAUUCUCCCCAGUCCUGUGAAGUUCUAGAUAACAUUCCUUUUUUUUUCCCCCUCCCUCUUUGUUUGUCUGAGAAUUGUUUUCCCUCUUUCUUUCUGUCAUCACAUUUGACUUCAGGCUACUUGAAGACUUAGUUUUUGGAAGUGGUGGGCACUGGUUGGCCACUGAUCGUGUGACCCACUCCUAAGGAAAAGGAUGGUGAGGGAUCAGUGUGUCCUGAGCUUCCAGCCACUUUGAGGAGUUUCCGCUUGGAGAUUCCCGACACUAAGCAAGGCUGCAGUUCAGCCAGACCCUGAAAGGGAUCUCUGCUAGUUUAACUUUUGGCUGAGAAUCGGCAUGGGGCAAGAAACAUUGUCUGUAUUGUGUAGAUACCAAAGGGAGACUGCAGUUAUUUCAGUUGUGGGGGAAAAAAUAAAUAAGACAAACAUUUCAGACUUGCACGGUCAAUAAAUUCUGUACUACUUAGAGCAGCACUGGCUGACACUCCCAAGUGAGUUCAUGUGAUGAUUCUGUAUUGCGUUCAGGGCACCAGUUACAGCAGUCAUGUGAAUGCAGAUGUUUCCUGUUAAUCAUUAUAUACACACACGCACACAGACACACACAUACACAGAUUAAAAUAAAAUUGACAGUUAUCCCAGCCCAGGCUUUGCACUGUUAAGUUAUAGGUUAAUGUUAACCAGGAGGCUGUACUUGGGGUUUUUUUCUGUUCAAGCUGGUUGGCUGUCUGUCAUCUUGUAUCUGAACGUGCAUCACCAUGUUAUUGAAUUAUUUUUGAAUAAUUUAAAUUUAAGUAACUUGUGUGGUUAGUUUGAAAAUGCCUUAUGUUUUCCCAUGCUGUGAUAAAAAAAAUGCCUUUAUUAAAGCGUGGUUCUAUGACAUUCACAUAUCCAUGAAGUCUCAUCAGCUGUUUUGCCUUUUAUCAAGUUAUAUUGGGAUGAAAAAUAAACCAAAUUACCAUCACA
Molecule: messenger RNA, 1843 nt
Organism: Clarias gariepinus (North African catfish)
Lineage: Eukaryota; Metazoa; Chordata; Actinopteri; Siluriformes; Clariidae
Gene: rab11ba
Product: RAB11B, member RAS oncogene family, a
Exons: 5
Coding region: 108-764 (218 amino acids)
Biological process (GO): exocytosis
Cellular component (GO): recycling endosome
Molecular function (GO): GTP binding; GTPase activity
Source: RefSeq, a predicted model, not a curated record